AUGACUGAUGAAGCUAAUAACAAAACUUUGUUAGAAAAUGAAAUAUGGUUACAAGGAGCUAUUGACAAUGAGCAUAUUAUAUAUCAAAGAUAUUCAACUUUUGAAAAUAUAGAAAGAAUCGGACACGGAACGAUGGGAGAGGUGUAUAAGGCAACAUCAAGUAGGUUCCAAAAGUCUGUAGCAUUAAAAAAAUUUAAAAUUUCUUCAAAGUUUACUAUAAAUGAAAUUAUAAAUGAGAUAAAGCUACAUAGAAAAGUAGACUUACAUGAUAAUAUUUUGAGAUUUCAUGGUGUUACUACGUUAGGUAAGGAUUUAUAUACUUAG
Messenger RNA from Funneliformis mosseae, 324 nucleotides. The record is from the annotation of a GenBank genome assembly. NCBI's taxonomy places the organism in Eukaryota, Fungi, Glomeromycota, Glomeromycetes, Glomerales, Glomeraceae.